Molecule: messenger RNA, 1050 nt
Organism: Penicillium egyptiacum
Lineage: Eukaryota; Fungi; Ascomycota; Eurotiomycetes; Eurotiales; Aspergillaceae
Source: the annotation of a GenBank genome assembly
AUGUCUUCCCCAGAACAUCCCUCCACUCCCACGUGGACGCCAGGAGACUUCGAACACCCGAAUCAAGAUCUACGCCGGUCGAUGAUUAUUGCGCUGGUGUUUGCGUAUACCUUGUCGACUCUCUCCGUUGUUCUGAGAAUCCUGGCGAGAAAGGUGACCGGGAGCAAGCUUUUCAUGGACGACUAUUUGAUUAUGGUUGCUCUGUUCUUCAAAUAUGCAUGCUCCAGUGGAGUCGUUGUCCUCCUGUUCAAUGGAAUGGGGUCACACAUCACAAUGAUCCCAGCAAAGAAUCUCGUGGUUUACUUCCAACUCGGAUUUGCCAACAACUUCAUCUACACUGGCUGCAUCGCGUUCAUUAAAUACUCUAUUCUGGCGCUGUACAAGCGACUCUUUGCGGUCCGACACAUGACAAUUGCAGUGAACGUCAUGUUUGCAUUCGUCACUCUCUGGGUUGUGGGUGUUUACGUUGCCGGUGCUCUUCUGUGCAUUCCGGUCAAAAAGUUUUGGGACCCGUCGGUUGAAGGAGCCUGCCUUGACCCAGCCCAAUUCUACUAUGGCCUGCAGAUCCCCAACAUUCUCUCCGACCUCAUUCUCCUAGUUAUGCCUAUGAGAGUCGUGUGGACAUUACCGAUCCCCAAGCCCCAGAAAGUACUCCUUUCUGGAGUUUUCCUCGUCGGUGGCCUAACCUUGAUCUUCGAUAUCUUCCGCCUGAAUGCCAUGAUUCGACUGGUUGAUCUGGGCCCCGAUAUUACCUACAACCAAGUUCCCGUCAUCGUGUGGACCUGUGUCGAAGCAGCGGUUGGAAUCACCGCUGCUUGUCUCCCUAACCUCCGCCCUCUUUUCAAGAUGGGUCAUCGCAACUUCUGGUCUCAACUUAGUUCCUCCAACAAUGUAUCCGAGAUUUCCGAGAGGACACUUGUGAACACAAACAAUCCUGGAGGCACUAUCAUUUCCAAUCAUAAGGACAAUGACUCCUACGUGGUUCAGCAAGCUUUCGAGAUGCCUCGGUAUGAAUACUACAAGGACGAGAAAGCGGUGGAGAGGGUUUAG